UUUUAAUGUCAAAUUUACAAAUUCUCAAAACAAAAAGUAAACAUUAGUGAUAGCUACAGAAUUUCAAGUUGCAAUAAGCUAUUAGGAAUGAAAUGGAUUUUAAUGAAUUAUGUCGUGCAUGCCUAAUAACAAUUAAUGGCUCAAAUAAAAUUAUCUUGUUUAAAGAUGUUUCAGCUUACACUUAUUGGUUUUGCACUUCAAUACAGAUUUUAGAAACUGAAGAUUUACCAAAAAUCUUAUGCUCUUCAUGCUACGAUUUGUUAUCAAAAUUUGCUGCAUUUAAACAAAAAUGUAUUGAUGCACAACAAUAUUUAUUAAAUUUAAAGCGUAAUAUUAAGAAAGAAACCGAAUGUUCAGUAUUUUACGAAACCAGAGCGAAAAAGAAUUCAGAUGAUAUUUUAACAUUGAAUUUUGGUAGACCAAAGCAUCCAAUUCAAAGCGAGAUAAAGCUUGAACCCAGUUAUGAAGAAGUUGGAGGAACUUAUAGUAAUGAUGUUAUGGAAAAGCAAAAUUUUAAAAAUGACAUGCCACACACAAAUACAAAGAAAAUUGAUUUUUUCUGUGAUGUGUGUAAAAUGGUUUAUAUGAACAGGAAGACCUUCAAUAAUCACAAAAAGAUUCAUGAGAACAGAUUAUGCAUACCCUGUAAUAAAUUAUUUAAAUCAAAUCCUGCAUUUUAUCAACAUAAUAAACUGAAGCACUCACAGUGGUCUUUCAAAGACACAAAGUGUAAGAAAUGUGGGAAAGUGUGCAAAACUGUUAAAACGCUUCACUUACACAUGAAGACAAAGCAUACUGAAACCAAGAAGUACAUUUGUGAUGUCUGUGGUAAAAUAAGCAAUUCCAGAGGAAAUUUAAAGCUUCACAUUGACCGACAUAUUGAUAAUAAAGAUUACACUUAUAACUGUGAACAAUGUAACAAACAGUUUAAAUCUAAAGUAGCACUACAAGGCCAUUUCUAUCGAUCACACACUGGCAAACAAUACAUUUGUCAUUAUUGCAAUUUCUCCUACAAAUACAGAGAUAACUUAAUCAAACAUUUACUAACCCACGAAGGAAAGAAAUUACACAAAUGUACUCUUUGUAAUAAGUCAUUUUCAACGCGUUCUUAUUAUAUAGAACAUCAGAGAUUGCACUCUGGAGAGAGACCAUUCAACUGUUUGUACUGCUCAAAGAGUUUUGUAUCUAAACGUCGUUUGAAUGACCAUCACAUGAUACAUACAGGGGAGAGAAAACAUAAAUGUACGAUUUGUGAACAGAGCUUUACACAAAAGGGUAGUGUAAAGAGGCAUAUGAAGAUACAUAAUAAAGUACAGCCUGUUUGAAAAGAUGGCCUGCCAUCUGGCUAAUGAAGUUCCUUUAUGGUUUAUAUUUUUGUGCUAUUUAAUAAUAAUGCAUUUUAUUCAUAAAUAAAUGAAGAUCUUUAACCAGAGACCAAGAGUACUAUACCCAGAACAAUAAUAAGGGCAGUAGAGGAUAGAUAACGUUUCUGUAUCCAAUAGUAAAACGUUUCGUGACCAACCCGAGUGACUCUUUAUACCUAACACUUACCAUUAUGUGGUGUAAAGUACUGGAAAGUGGAAAAGAAUAUUAACAAUAACGCGUAAUUCAAUCACCGCCCCGCAUUGUAACUUUUUACAAGAGGACGUCCCCGGCCCAAAAUUCAUUACGUAAUACUUGAACGCUCCCAAGCCCUGGUUUAGCACUUACCUAUAUCAUCAAAUAUAGGAAAUACUAGAACUUAGACAGUCGAAAUGAAGAGUUGAAAUAUUUAUUGUAUAAAGACAAGCAUAGCAACAUUGUGUAAAAUGUUUUCG
Messenger RNA from Pieris brassicae (large cabbage white), 1817 nucleotides. RefSeq names its product gastrula zinc finger protein XlCGF26.1-like. Lineage: Eukaryota; Metazoa; Arthropoda; Insecta; Lepidoptera; Pieridae. Bases 93 to 1325 code for a protein of 410 amino acids. Gene Ontology annotation, molecular function: RNA polymerase II transcription regulatory region sequence-specific DNA binding; DNA-binding transcription factor activity, RNA polymerase II-specific; zinc ion binding. The transcript is spliced from 6 exons. The record is from RefSeq and is a predicted model, not a curated record. Gene Ontology annotation, cellular component: nucleus. Gene Ontology annotation, biological process: regulation of transcription by RNA polymerase II.